Messenger RNA from Acanthoscelides obtectus, 6328 nucleotides. Lineage: Eukaryota; Metazoa; Arthropoda; Insecta; Coleoptera; Chrysomelidae. The record is from the annotation of a GenBank genome assembly.
CACAAACUCCAAUUUCAAGACGUUACAUACAUUUUGGAUUGAAUAUCUACAUUGCUGGAUCCUCCUCUCGAGUAGCCAAGGAGCUUUUCAAGCUGUCAGUUUUUAUGUGUGUCCAGUUUCAAAAUGGAUUCAUAUUUAGUACGAAAUCUCCAGUUUAACAAACAAAAUAGGCUAUCGUAAAAGUGCAACGUGUAAAACCAAUCAAUCCAUGAUUUUCGGACUCAUAGAGGAGUUUUGUCAGAUUAGUAGGAAUACGACUUUGAAAUCUUCUCUACCGUACGUAGUUUCCACAUUAGCAAGAACUAUUCUGUCAUACAUUAUUUUCAGUACGAUCGGCUGGAAAUUGGUACAGUAAACUGAAUUAAUGGUUUUAAGAAACAAGAUAUAAGGGGGGUCAAAUGUGAUAACUCGAAAUAUAUAUACGAUUAUAUCAAUAUUAUUGGCCAGUCGGUCUUGCAGAUUCAUGUGCGUCAAGUGCAAAUAACAAGAGACAAGUGUAGACCAUGAAAGUCCUCUUCUGCCUAGCUGUGCUAGGCUACUCGGCAGUAGCUACCCCCAGUGGCUACUACCACCAAGAGUACAACUAUAAGACUUCUAGCUCGAGUUGGAAGAACAAUGAACUGCAACACAAGACUGAUGAUCAGGGUUAUUACAAAAAAGAUGGCGACCUGGAAGGCAGAUCAAAGCCCAGGAUAGACGCAAACAGUGAACAUUCCGAAUACGUGAACCCGAACCUAAAGAGCAGCCAGUAUGGGUACUCCGGUGCUGCUGGUACCGACAUGAACUCCUAUGGGCACAUGAAAGCACUUCACGACUAUGGUACUCACGGUAGUAACACUCUCACAGAGGGAGUUGCUACCAGCGACAGGCUGAUGGGUACUGCAGCUGGAUACAGUGCAGGAUCUCAAUAUGGAUCAAGUUCAUAUGGAAGUAGCAGCUCGUAUGGCGUUUCUUCUAACCUACACACUAUCACAUCCAGACUACAGCAAGACCUGGAGCGUGAAUUACAGAGCUACGUCCGCGACCAGACUCUUUCCAGAUCACUGGACGAGCUUGAGGCAGAGAUCAGACAUCGGGUAAACGACAGACUGCAGAAUGAGCUGCUCAACAGAUAUGGCCAACAAACAGUGCGAGGUGGUCUAUCAUACAGCAUUUCCGGUGGAAGAACACAAAAUGUAGCAAAUUACGAUAACCGUGAACUAGAAGAUUGGAAGAUUCAGGUGGAAAACCAAUUGCUGAACCAACUACGCCAAGAGUAUAGCCAGCGUUACGGUGGCUCAGCUUCUUACAGCUACCAAGGCGGAAGUUCGUCUCAUAGUCAGCAAGGCUACAACACUUAUCCAACCUCUACUGUCAGACCAUAUCAGACCAUCUACCCAUCUUUGCCGACUCACACCACUCCCAGGCCUGCACAGUACGACGAUUACGCGCAUUCUCAGUACAAGACUGUGCAUACCAACGUUCGUUACACACCGAUCCCCAACCCAGAGAGCAUCACCAACAUCGCUACUAGGAUCCAAAAUCAGCUGGACAGACAAUUGAACGAUAUGUUAGACCAAGCAAGGCAGCGUUACUUUUCAUCCAGCGCCAACUACGCCUUAACAAAUACUGACAGGGUGCUGGAACGCAUGAAGGAAGAGUUGAAAGGAAACCUCACAGUGCUGCUGGACGAAGACAUCAGGAGAAACUACGGUCAACAGAUCGAAAGAGACGGACAGUACUACUCCAUGGGGCCCAAUGGACAGAUAUCACCACAGCACAAUUAUGCUGUCAAUGAUCUCGAGAACUUGAAGUACCAAAUCGAGAGGAAUCUGUUUGACAAGUUGAAUCGCGAUUUUGAAACCUACAGAAGCAGAUGGUCUUCUCAGCAAAGCCACAGCAGCCAAUCCGCAUACGGCUCCAACUACCUCGACCAUAGCAGUGGUCAAUACGGAGUAUACACCACUCCCCGGAACAACUACUAUCAACCGACAGCCUCCAGGAUAUCAUCUUUGGUAGCAGGUGGUUCAAACAACAACUACAACUACAACAGCAACUACGGCAUUAAAGGACACGGCACCACCCAGUACAGCUCCAGUUCCAAUAUGGCGGAGCUACAGCGGAGGUUACAAGACGACCUGUCAAGGCAGCUCCAGGCGGCUAUUACUAAAGGGCACUACGAUUCCUAUUCAUACAGUCCGUCAAACUACCAGACUUCUCUGCAGCAACUGCAGGAUGAGCUGCACAGAAAUCUGACCAGGCAACUCAGCGAGUACAGUGCAAGCGGGUCAUACGCUGCUCAUGGAGACUUUGACGAAAGCCAGAUGGCAGCAUUGAAGAGCCAACUCGAAUCCAGCCUGAUGAACCAGCUACAGCAAGGCCUACAAAGGUCGUUUGCGACACAUAGCUCGUACAGCGCCAGUAGUAGCAGCAGUGCCAGCGGCAGCGCUAGUGGCAGCUACAGACCUGUCAGAGGCUCCCAAUAUUACCAGGCGGGAAUGGGACAACAGUACAGAGCAGGGUAUGAAUCCAUGGAUGACUGUGUUGGAGAUGACCCAAACGCUUACUCAAGACAAAAGAGGAGCUACCAACCAUACAGGAGCAGACCUAUUGGACUAGGGGUUAGUGCAAACUCCAACUACGGGGGGUACGGUGCUUAUGGAUCGGUAGGAAGGCAUCAACCAGUUGGUCAACAGGUAGACGAUUCAGAUUCUACUCAACAAGUUGAAGAAUCAGGAUUUGGUGUUGGACAGCAGACGGAUGACAGCGAUACAUUAGAAAUUGCAAGGCCACAGCAUUUGGGCCAAGAGGUAGAUGAUUCAGAUACACAACAGAUUGAGGAUACAGGGUUUGGUAAACUAUCAAGCCAUGGACAACUUGUUGAUAAUUCUCAAGCGCAAGAAUCGGGAUUCGGAAAGUUGCAGAGUCAAUCUCAAGUACAAGCUCAACUAGGCCAACAAGUUGAUGAUUCCGAUACCCAACAAGUCGAAGAGUUGGGAUUUGGUAAACCACUCAGACAAGGACAACUGCUUGACCAUUCAGAGACCCAACAAGUGCAAAAUCCAGGAUUUGGAAAACUACAGAGCGAAUCACAUACUGGACAACAAGUUGAUGAUUCAGAUACUCAACAAGUUGAAGAAUCGGGGUUUGAUAAGCCAUUAAGACAAGGACAACUACUUGAUAAUACCGAUAGCCAACUAGUACAAAAACCAUUAUAUAGUGGAAUGCAGAGCCAAUCUCAACGUGGACAACAAGUUGAUGAUACCGAUACUCAGCAAAUAGAGGAAUCAGGGUUUGGUAAACCAUUGAGACAGGGUCAACUAGUAGACCAGUCUAUCAGCCAACCGGUGCAAAAACCUGAAUUUGGAAGACUGCAGAGCCAAUCACAUCUUGGACAACAAGUUGAUGAUUCCGAUACACAACAAGUCGAGGAAGCGGGGUUCCAAAGAAGAUCUGAUCAACCUCUCGGUAGACUUCAAAGCCAAUCCCAAGUGCAAGCUCAUCUUGGCCAGCAAGUUGAUGAUUCCGAUACACAACAGAUCGAAGAAUCGGGGUUUGGAAGGCAAGAUAGACGCGGACAAUAUCAAACUGUCCAAGAACCUGGUGUUGGGACAUCUCUGGGCCAACAAGUCGACGAUUCCGACACUCAGCAAGUGGAAGAUAGUGGCUUUGGGAAACUGGAAGCUGGAAAUCAAGUAAGGGGGACGACAAGAAGGCCAGGAGUCACUGUAAACUUGGACGCGGGAAGAAGAUAUCAAACUGAUGAGUUAGACGCAGUUCAGCAGGUCCAAGAACCUGGGUUUGGACGUGUACCACCAAAUCAGUAUCACGUUGGAGGACAAGUUGAAGAUAAUUCCGACCUUAAUCAACAUGUCGACGGAAAAUACAUAACACAAAUAAAUGGACUCAAAAACCUCGACAUUUUUUCAAGUCACCAGAAAAUCUCAAAUGCUUGCGGAUUAAAUAAAUCAAGCAGAGAGCAACAAGACAAUAAGAAACUUUCUCAUUUUGAUAUAUAUGCAAUGGUUGCAUGUCGCUUUGUGGAGAAAGACUUGAACUCUGGAUCCCAAACAAGUUCACCUAGCAACCCCAAAGACCUUGAUGUGAUCGUGAAUGAACUAGAGAGGGACAUAUCCAGUCAACUCCAAGGUGAAGUAAGCACCAAACCUAUUUCCCCAAGAAACCCCCAGGAAAUACAAGAUUUGAUAAAACGACUAGAAAAUAGUUUGAACCUCAAACUCCAGGAUAUACGCAGCAACUCAAACCAGUAUGGUAGCUCACACUCUAUGUCCUUUUCUGGGAACUUGAAUGAACAACAACUGCAGUACUUGAAAGAAGAAGUUCAAAACCAUAUUCAGAAGGAAUUGGAGAAGAAAUAUGGACAAGGUUUCAGAGUCACUUCAUUUUGGAGCAACAGCCAAAGCCAAUCUGUAUCAGAUACAGGUUUAAUGCAAAACACACACAGAGGUUUCAACAACAUCAAUUUUAAUGAUUUCACUAAAGAACAAGUUCAGACAUGCCAAGAAGUAGAAGAUAAACUAUUAGAACAGCUGAAAGAAGCCAUCAGACUGAACAUCAAUGUAGCUCAAAGUAGCAGUGAUGAUCAGAUCCGUGAGUUACGAACACAACUUCAUAAGAAUAUUACUAAGGAAAUAGAAAGUUUUAGGCAAGGAUCACACGGGUACCUGUACACCCUACCACAAAUCAACAGGAUUCAACUUCAGUUGGAAAGUGACCUGAAUAAGGAAUUUCAACAGGAAAUCGAUACGCAGAAUCCAUUGAAUGUAGGGAGCUUACGAAGGAAAGAAGCUGUAGAAGAAAAACGCGAAGCAAGCACUCACAAAAAACAGGAAAUACUUAGUUGGAAUAUGGAAGGAUUCAGCACAAAACAAGCUCAGUUCUGUCAGUACCUUGAAGAUACCAUAACAAAGAAACUGAAGGAUUCAGUCAAAACAAAUUAUAUAAACUACCAAGGACUUAACAAGCCAGCUCCUGAAACUGUCUACAAGGAACUGCUGAUUGAACUUCCUCAAUCAAUUGACAAAAGAUUGAGUUCAUUCAGCCAGUACUUCUUAGGCAAGUAUAUGUCUUUUAAUCAAGAACGACUAGCAAAGAUUAAAGAACAGCUCAAUCAUAACUUGAAAAUCAAGUUACAAAGAGAAUUAUCUAUCGAGGAGAAAGACUCAGAAGUAUUUGAGCCAUCAAGUGCCCCCUCGCAAUUUUCUGGCAGAGACAUAGAACCUAUAGAGCAACAUCCAGAGGUUGACUCUGAUGCUAUUCAGAAGAUGGAAGGAAAUCCAUUUGGCAGCACACAAACUUUACAAGUAACAACACCUGAUACAUUGGUACAACAAACUGAAGAGAUUGAACCUCUAAAUAGCCAAUCUGUUACACCCCAGGAACCCUUAGCUCGCGUUCCUAUGUUCACUAACUCUAGACCUGUGGUACCAAGACCAGUGAGCAGUAAUCAAUUCCUUCAAACAGAAAUUGAUCUGCAACAAAGGGAAAUUCAAAAUCAGAGGGCGUUUGGAGGCGUGGACCAAAACCAGAGGUACCCAGGCAAUAUUGGGCAGCAACACGUUGUUACAGGUCAAGGAGAAUUUGUGGUGCAACCUCAAACUAGAGAAGAAGCAGAACAGAAUGCUGAUCAGCUAAUCGAUUCGUUGAGGGCAGCUCAAAAUAAUAGACAGAAUCCCUCUGGUGACCAAGAUCGCCAGAGACAGUACUACAAUGGUGGAACACAUAGAUCUUAUGGAUCUCAUAACUACAGAAGUUCUUAUGGCAGCCAUCAUACACAUUUAAAUCCAUCUGGGGAUGUUUAUCAAAACGAAGUUCGAGAACCAUUACCAACUAUUUCUUCACAAACAGGACAAGGCUCAUAUGGCAACCAACUAAGCUAUGGUCACCAACAGGAAGUAAAUCACCAAUUUGAAACUGCCAGCAACAUUGAGCCAGUAUACCCUGCAAGAGUAAAUGAAGUUCAAACUGUAGAUGAAACUUACAGGCCACAAACAGGAGUAAAAGGAGGCAUACGAGGAGGGUACGGAGUUUAUCAAAGCCCUUACUCUUCAACUCAAUACACUAAUUUAUACAAUGAACCAACACAAGAUCCUCAGCUGACUGCCAGUGUAAAUGCAGAUGUAGAAGAAGUGGCACCAGUGAACCUUAAUGCUGAAGAAUUGUCUUGGUGGCAGAGAUUCAGUAAGAAAGUGAAGCAAGGAGCAAAGAAUUUGAAAGAGAAGAUUGUUGGAUGAAUGUAACUUGAAUUAUUUAUAAGAAUUUAAAGUAUGUUUUAUUAUAAGUUAUUUGUAUCUUAUUUUUAAUAGAAAAACACGUUUGAAAUCAAGUG